AUGAAUUUGUUGUGCAUUCUGUUAACUCUCUUUGCAACAUUUAAGAGUAUAGCAUCCGUUUCAAGUUUAAGGGCGACAAGAUUACCGCGUUUGAUCGGAGGGAAUGAAUAUAUUAUAGAACUCAUGCAAAAUGCGGUGUACGAAAUGGAGGAGUAUGGAUGGUGGAAUUUUAAGUUGUUUGACGUCUCCCAGGUUCUUGACGAGCGAAUGUACAACUGGCACGUGUCCGGUACAGUCAACUACACAAACGGUUUCGUAGUGUCCAUAGAAAAGAUAGACCUCCAGAAUCUAUUCCACUCGGUAACAACAAGGACAGUCAACGACACCGUAGAGUGGAGCGCCAUGGUUCGAAGUAACCUGAACCUGAGGGACGUUAGAGUAGGCUUUGACGUCACCGUCAACCUGGACGGGAAGCCCGAACAGAAGUACACCGGCGUCUUCACACAUUCGUUGAUAACAAUCCAAUGUUUAGUCUUCAAGAAUUUGAACUCCAACCAAUAUGAGGUCUCCAGUCAAGUCCUUAGUUUGUCUGCGGGAUCUGGGGUUAGGAUGAUCUAUCUGCCAGAAAACCACGUCACGCAGGUUGUUUCUAGACGGUAUGUUCCAAGCAAUAACUGGAACAGCAUAAGGAAUUGGUGCAACGAAAUAAUAUCACCAAUUCUUUUGAAAUCUGCAGAGAAGAUUGACUUUCCGAGAGUGUGCUUUGGAUGC
This is a messenger RNA of Iphiclides podalirius (scarce swallowtail), 711 nucleotides long. The record is from the annotation of a GenBank genome assembly. Lineage: Eukaryota; Metazoa; Arthropoda; Insecta; Lepidoptera; Papilionidae.